GUGAAUACUUGCUUAAUUCACUUACUUCAUAGCAGAGGCGGGUCCGAAUCUAAUUAAUGUCGUCCGCCUCUCCGACUGGGCCUCAGGGUCAGAAUCGACCUAAACUCGCCUGUUCUCUCUGCGCUCGUCGUAAGGUGAAAUGCGACAAGGGCGAGCCGUGCUCUAACUGCCUCAAGGCGCAUGCUCAGUGCUUAUACGAGGCCCCUGCUCCACCUCGGCCACGGAAGAGGGCGGCUGAUGAAGAGCUUCUCGCACGAUUAGCUCGGUACGAGGAACUCAUGCGGAAGCACAAUAUCGAUUUCUCCUCACAUGCCCACUGCUGGAUCUCUUCAAACCAGAAGACUCAACCGAAGGUGAGCCAUCCGGCUGGCUCACGCACUGAAGUGGGCGGCGAAACUAGUGUUCAUUCUCAAGGAAGGCUCACUGAGAGCACAGAUGCUAAAAGAGAACAAUGUUUGUGGUCAAAUCUAAGGCCAGAGCUCAUGUAUCCCCCUAUCCAGAGCCUCAGACACAAGGAUGACCCCCUUCUGUAUCCUACUCCUUCCCUUGAAGAGGCUAUCUCUGAUACACAAAGCAUCCACGACGUCCAUCCCGAGCCAAAGCACAUCUAUCGGUUGUGGCAGAUCUUUGUAGAAAGGGUUCACCCAAUGACAAAGAUCGUUCAUGUCCCUACCCUGCAGCAGCGUAUCUUAGAUACUAGCUGCAAUUCCUACUGCGCUUCCAAACCACUGACGGCUAUAAUUUUUGCCAUCUAUACCAUUUCAAUCACCUCUAUCUCCGCGGGAGACUGUGAAACUUAUUUUGGCGUGGGAAAGGCCCUUCUUUUGAGACAAUACCGAACCGCAACUCUGCGUGCUCUGAUUGCAGCAGACUUCCUCACAACUAGUGACCUCGAAGUUCUACAAGCAUUGGUAUUGUUUCUCUUUUCUAACCCAGGAUGUGAUUUAGCAACCACCCUGUCCGGCGCCGCGCUCCGACUAGCCGAGAAGAUGGGUUUGCAUCAAGACACAUCUGACCCCAACAUAUCUUUCUUUGAAAAGGAGAUGCGCAUUCGUCUAUGGUGGCAGCUCUGCGGUCUCGGCGCUCGGUGCCGCAUUAGCUCUACCCCAGGAAUGAAGAAGCCACCACCCACUUCCGAGAUAGGCGACGUCCGCCUCCCACUCAACGUCAACGACGCGGAUCUGCACCCGGACAUGACUGAGCCUCCUCUGGAACACAACGGUCCCACAGAGAUGAUGUGUGUCCUGUUGAAAAUGGAAGCCUCCAACUGGCGCCGACAUUUUCCGACAGCCACCAAGCUCUUUGAAAGUGUGAUGCAGGGCUCGAUCAGGUCCAAGGAGGUAAUCGAACUGGAGUGCAAGGCGGUUGACGAGCUCAACGACAUAUACUGUCGGAAAUACUUUCAUAAUUCUGAUCCACACAUCCCACUUCAUAGCCUUACUCAUGCUAUUGCGAAACUCUCAAUCGCGCGCUUCAGGUUCAAAAUUCGUCAUCCUCGAGGGCGGCUCACCGCAGCUGACAACAAUGCCUAUUUUACACGUGAGGAAAGUGAUAUCCUAUUCGAAUCAUGCCUGACCUGGGUGCAAUGCAUGAUGGAUAUCAGGUUACGCAGCAAGUUCCCGUAUUAUUUAUUCACGCACCUCACGACAGACUCUUACAUGGAUGCCUAUAUCUACCUCCUGAGUGAGCUGCGGCGACGAUGCUCAGGGGACCGCGUAGCACUUGCUUGGCAACUGGUCGAAGAACUUUUCAAUGAACAUCCUGAGCUCAUUGAUGGUGACGACGAUUUCUAUGCUGCAUUUGGGGACUUGGUCUUGGAUGCAUGGGAACAUCACAGUCACGAGCUGAAAGAAAGCCCGGGAGGUCUAGGAUUCGUCACCAAGCCACGAUUUAUUGAACGACUCUAUCAUGAGAAGUCUUCUAGAGGUCGACCUCGUUAUAGUAAUCUGCCUUCUUUCUCGGAUUUACGUGAGCUUGGUGGGCUUGAACCGCAAGAUGAAAAUGAUAGCAAUUGGCUGUAUUGGGAGGAGUUUCUUCGGUUAUAGGCAGGAAUGUGCGGUGCGGUAGAAAUAUUGAUCAAUAAAUUUGAAACUAAUGAAUA
This is a messenger RNA of Aspergillus welwitschiae, 2101 nucleotides long. Its product is annotated as Zn(II)2Cys6 transcription factor. The transcript has 3 exons. The record is from RefSeq and is a predicted model, not a curated record. The coding region runs from base 57 to 2045 and encodes 662 amino acids. Gene Ontology annotation, biological process: regulation of DNA-templated transcription; DNA-templated transcription. Gene Ontology annotation, molecular function: zinc ion binding; DNA-binding transcription factor activity, RNA polymerase II-specific; DNA binding. Lineage: Eukaryota; Fungi; Ascomycota; Eurotiomycetes; Eurotiales; Aspergillaceae.